AUGACUGAAGAUGGAAGAAGGGCGAUAACUCUGGUGGACUAUUUCCGAAUUUCCACAACAGAUGUGUACGGUCUCAUCAAUUUGACCAAAUAUGGAUAUGUUUAUCAGCCGGUGCCGGACUGCCUCGCACAAUUUACGUUCCAAGUGAAAGCUUGUCAUAAUGUGCAUGUGGGACUCUUCAGGCCUGGUGAACAAUCUUAUACUUACAAAGUUGUUCUAGGUAGUUUUCUGAAUACCAAGUCGAAACUGAGGAUCAGAAAGUCAUAUCACGAAAUUGUUCAUGAAGAGAACAAUACCGUGGAUUGUAAUGUCUACAAGAAAUUCUGGAUAUCAUGGCGGAACAAUGUUAUAUCGGCAGGGCAUGGCAACUCAUCCAAUAAUGCCAUGUUGUUUUCAUCUACUGAUGAACAACCAAACCAAAUACGAUAUGUUGGAAUUUCGACAGGAUAUGGUGCCUCCGGUCAAUGGAAAAUACCAAAUGAACGUCCACCAUUGCAAUGCUAUCAACAUGUUCAAUGGUCUGUAUCACCAGGACAUCAGAACACGAAUAUGACGUCCAACAUCACGUGGUCUGUGACAACUGAUAACCUCGGACAGUGCGCUGUGGCCUGUAAACGGAGUGAUUCGUGCGUGUCCUUUGUUUAUAACAACGAGAAAAAUGUGUGUCAAGGUCAUGGGCUCAAGUACCAUAAUAUCACCGAAGGUCAAGGUCACACAGAGAGAGGAAGUCACUACUUCACCAAGCCAUGAAUUUGUAUGGUUUGAGAAAGACGCCCUUAAACAGUGUAUUGUGCUUUAAAUAAACACUGACUGAGCUUCUCAAUAAAGUAUAUCCUCAGACUGAUGUUUUAGCAUGGUUCAAGGGAAAUCAAGGCUUAGCUAAAUCAACGUUUUAUUUUACACAUGUUACAAAACGUAAAAAACGAUGUUUCAAAAGCCGAGAGAAAGCGAACAAACCUUUGACUAUGAUGUAACUGUUUAUUUAGGUGAUUAUUUUAAGAGGAUUUGAAUCACAGUCCUAGACGUCUGCAGUCGGUUGUAUACAGUCGAUUCCAUACUCGUUAAAGUGACCAAAACUGUAGAAACCAUAGAAAUAGUGAAAUUGGUUUACCUCCGUUUGUGGUGAUAACAUAUCCAUUAUCGAAGGACCUACCGAAUUGUAAUGCUGUUGUUCCAAUACACGGUGGAGGACACUUGUACUAUUUCAU
This is a messenger RNA of Pecten maximus, 1208 nucleotides long. Its product is annotated as C3 and PZP-like alpha-2-macroglobulin domain-containing protein 8. The record is from RefSeq and is a predicted model, not a curated record. NCBI's taxonomy places the organism in Eukaryota, Metazoa, Mollusca, Bivalvia, Pectinida, Pectinidae. The transcript is spliced from 2 exons. The coding region runs from base 1 to 750 and encodes 249 amino acids.